This is a messenger RNA of Zingiber officinale, 573 nucleotides long. Its product is annotated as RING-H2 finger protein ATL70-like. The record is from RefSeq and is a predicted model, not a curated record. Bases 1 to 573 code for a protein of 190 amino acids. The transcript has a single exon. Lineage: Eukaryota; Viridiplantae; Streptophyta; Magnoliopsida; Zingiberales; Zingiberaceae.
AUGAGCAGCGACAAUGGCGUCAGCUCGGAUCCGAACUCGUAUGGCGGCCCGGCGGCGGCGCCGGAGCGGCUCAGCAGCUUGGUCUACGGCCUCGGCGUCUCCGCCGGCAUCCUCCUCCUCAUCACCACCAUCACCUUCAUCUCCUUCCUCUGCAUGCAUGCUUCCGCGGCCUCCGCGCCGUCCCCGGCGCAGCGGCGUCGGCGUCGGGCUGAGGAGGAGGCGGCGCCGCCGGGGGUGGAGUGUUCCGGGGGGCUCGACGAGGCGACACUGGGGGGCUACCCAAAGGUCGUGUACGCGGAGGCCGGGAAGAGGGGGAUGCCGUUGACGGCGGCCUGCUGCUCGAUUUGCCUGGCGGAUUACCAGGCCGCCGACGUGCUCCGCCUCCUGCCGGACUGCGGCCACAUUUUCCACAUCGACUGCGUCGACAUGUGGCUGAAGGCGCACCCAACCUGCCCCGUCUGCCGGUCUUCGCCGGUGCCCACCCCGCUGCCGACGCCGCUUGCCGACGCUGGGCCGCUGGCCACCACACGGCAGUCGUCGUCGUAUACAAUUAAUGUAAUUAACCAUUUAUAA